Molecule: messenger RNA, 668 nt
Organism: Staurois parvus
Lineage: Eukaryota; Metazoa; Chordata; Amphibia; Anura; Ranidae
Source: the annotation of a GenBank genome assembly
GGAAGAAUGUCCCUUACAUUGGUGAUCAGUGGGAAGAAUGUCCCUUACAUUGGGGUCAGUGGGAAGAAUGUCCCUUACAUUGGGGGUCAGUGGGAAGAAUGUCCCUUACAUUGGGGGUCAGUGGGAAGAAUGUCCCUUACAUUGGGGGUCAGUGGGAAGAAUGUCCCUUACAUUGGUGAUCAGUGGGAAGAAUGUCCCUUACAUUGGUGGUCAGUGGGAAGAAUGUCCCUUACAUUGGUGGUCAGUGGGAAGAAUGUCCCUUACAUUGGGGGUCAGUGGGAAGAAUGUCCCUUACAUUGGUGGUCAGUGAGAAGAAUGUCCCUUACAUUGGGGGUCAGUGGGAAGAAUGUCCCUUACAUUGGUGGUCAGUGGGAAGAAUGUCCCUUACAUUGAGGGUCAGUGGGAAGAAUGUCCCUUACAUUGGGGGUCAGUGGGAAGAAUGUCCCUUACAUUGGGGGUCAGUGGGAAGAAUGUCCCUUACAUUGGGGGUCAGUGAGAGGAAUGUCCUUACAUUUGGGGGUCAGUGGGAGAAUUGUCCCUUACAUUGGGGGUCAGUGGGAGGAAUGUCCCUUACAUUGGGGGUCAGUGGAAGAAUGCCCCCUUACAUUGGGGGUCAGUGGAAGAAUGUCCCUUACAUUGGGGGUCAGUGGGAAGAAUGUCCCCUUACA